Molecule: messenger RNA, 2223 nt
Organism: Neocloeon triangulifer
Lineage: Eukaryota; Metazoa; Arthropoda; Insecta; Ephemeroptera; Baetidae
Gene: TBC1D5
Product: TBC1 domain family member 5
Exons: 14
Coding region: 198-2138 (646 amino acids)
Biological process (GO): activation of GTPase activity
Molecular function (GO): GTPase activator activity
Source: RefSeq, a predicted model, not a curated record
CGUGAUCUGUGUAUGUUUUGCGUUCCGAUUCUGAUCAUCUGUGUCUGGCGAGCUGUUUGCGAAGAAACGAAAUUAUGUCUCAAUUAUCACGAUAAAAACAACAACACAAUUUUAUCGGAGGAAAUCAUUCACACGCAGGUUUGCCAGGGAGCGGUGAAAAUUUGAGGCAAAAUUGUAGAAGCGAUUAAUUAAUAAACAUGGAGUCUGGAGCCGAGGAGCAUUUGGCUGCUGAAAUUGAGAGAGUCGAGGAUGUCAACGUCACUAGUGGGGAAGAAGCCCUGGACGAAACGUUGGAAUUGAAAAACGAUUUUGUUUUUCAGGAUUCAGUCAAUGCUGCUGUGGUGGCAAAAUAUGAGAAAGAAUGGUUAAUGUUGCGAAAAGAUGCCUGCGAGGACGAGUUGGGCGAGUUGCGUCGAAGGGCCCUGAUCGGAAACCUGAGGUCCUCAAGGUUUCGGAGUGUGAGUUGGCGGCUGAUGCUGCGGCUGCUGCCACCAUGUCCAGAAGCGUGGUCGUCUGUUCUGCUGGCCCAAAGGGAACACUACGGCAGACUCUCCGAAGUCCACCACGUCACCCCCAUCAACCCCUUGACGGGCGAAGACAACCCUCUGAGUCAGGACGACAGCAGCACCUGGCACAAGUUCUUCUGCAACAAGGAGCUGCAGGCUGUGAUCAGACAGGACGUGGUGCGCACCUUCCCUGGCAUCGACUUCUUCAGGGAAAAGUCCAUCCAGGAAAAAAUGGUCGCCAUCCUCUUUUGCUACGCCAGGACCAACCCUGACAUGUGCUACCGACAGGGCAUGCAUGAAAUCCUGGCCCCCCUGUUGUUUGUCCUACACUCUGACCACCAAGCACUGAUGCAUGCCAGAGAACAUGCCCCCGUCAUGAGCGAAAUCAUUCAGGUCCUCGACCCUCAAAAUCUAGAAGCAGACGCCUAUACUCUUUUCUGCCGAAUUAUGAGUGCAAUUGAAUCCAGCUACAGAAUCAGCAACGUCGCUCCGUCCAGCACUGGACAUUUUCCUUAUGAAACUUGCAAAGAGGUCCUGUCGAAGCGAAGAGAUAGCAAACAUGACAAUGAACUGCUCGCACAAUUAAACUACAUUCACGACAACAUUCUGGUUCCAAAGGAUCCUGAGUUGGCAAAUCAUCUGGUCAAAUUAGACAUUCCAUUAACUCUCUUUGGAAUUCGUUGGUUGCGACUCCUGUUUGGCCGAGAGUUCCCUCUGCAAGAUUUGCUUGUGCUCUGGGAUGCCAUUUUUGCCGAAUUCAACGGGAGCAAAUUUGAACUGGUUGAUUUCAUCGUGGUAGCAAUGUUAAUAGCAAUCAAGCAUCAAUUGAUGGCUGGAGACAAUACCGUUUGCCUUACUUUGCUCAUGAGAUACCCAGGAGCUGUGGAUAUUACUAAUAUCAUUGAACAUUCCCUGUAUCUGAAGGAGCCGGACAAAUACUGCCUCCCAGCAACCACUAGUUUCCAAAACUUGCCUGUGAUUACAAUCGGUGGCCAGACGAAUCUAAAUAGAGGCCCUGUAAAUGUUAAACAAGCAAACAACACUCAAUCUAAGGCACCUAAAGCGCCUGUCUGUGAUCCCCAAACAUCUAAUGAUAAAAAAGGCAAAACUGCCAAAAAAAGUAACUCGCUAUCAAUCAAAAGGUUUGGAAAAAUUUCUGGAGGCAGGUGGGGUAAACAGCCAGUCGCCUCGGACGCCAACGCUGACAAUAGUAUUGUUGAAGGAUUCCCUCCGAAUGAUCCUGUUUUGGUGAUGACUGAACUUAACAGAGCUGUCCAACUAAUUAAGGAUAGUCAAGUGCAGUUGAACCACCACUUGGCCAUCCUCGAUUCAAUCAACAUCAGCGCCGAAAACCAUAUCAAACAUGCUUUAGAAGGAAUCAAAGAGGUUUCCGAGAAGCUUCGAAGCUUCCAGUGUUUGGUUCUGGAAGUAGAGCCAGCAACAGAAGCUGGGGAGGUCAAGCCUGUCGUUCAACAAGUUGUUCCGAGCAAAUCAAAACAAAAACAAGUGCCAGCCACUCCGUCCCCUUCUAGUGAUUUAAAUGUGAAUUUGAAAGUAUUUUCCAUGUCCGAAGGAGACAGCACCAAAGUCGUUGGUGCGCCUCUAGAAGACCCUUUCAAUGUCAAACGGUGAUUUCUACACUUCUGGAAUUUUAUAAUUUGAAUAUGCAAAUAAUUUUUUAAGACAAUAAAAACAUCUAUUGCAUUCAAAAAGAGGA